Molecule: messenger RNA, 3687 nt
Organism: Pygocentrus nattereri (red-bellied piranha)
Lineage: Eukaryota; Metazoa; Chordata; Actinopteri; Characiformes; Serrasalmidae
Gene: ptpn4a
Product: protein tyrosine phosphatase non-receptor type 4a
Exons: 27
Coding region: 424-3216 (930 amino acids)
Biological process (GO): protein dephosphorylation
Cellular component (GO): cytoplasmic side of plasma membrane; cytoskeleton; cytoplasm
Molecular function (GO): cytoskeletal protein binding; protein tyrosine phosphatase activity
Source: RefSeq, a predicted model, not a curated record
UGGGCGAGCGGACACACGAAACAACAGCCAGCGGUCUGAGACGCGUCUCUCUCCUCCUCCUCCUCCAGCUUCUUUUCGUCGCUUUUCUCCUCGCCGUGGAUUGUAAAUUCGCGCUGCCUGGCUGCUUGAGUGAUUCAGCCGAUGCCGGAUAUUAUUUUUGUGUGUUUUUACGUGUUAUUUUCCUCCCAUAUUCUCCAUCGAGAGGCCCCGCGGAUUAAAGCGACGCGUAGCCGCCUCGGGGCGACCGUAUCGGGGAUGAAGUCUCGUUGGGGAUCGCUGUGCUCGCUGUGGGCGGUUUGAGCCGGGAACCCCCCCCAGAAUUUGUAUUUAUUGAUUUUUUUCGCCUCGGAAAGAAAUAAAACACCAGUUUCCCCAACCCUGGACACCUCCGGAGCAGUUUAUGACGACUCUGGCUGGACCGUAAUGACCGCACGCUUCCGGUUGCCUGCUGGCAGAUCCUACAAUGUCCGGGCGUCGGAGCUGGCACGCGAUAGGCAGCACACCGAAGUGGUCUGCAACAUUGUUCUCCUGGACAACACCGUCCAGCCUUUUAAGGUUAACAAGCACGAUCAAGGACAGGUCCUGCUGGACGCAGUCUUUAAGCACCUGGAGCUGACCGAGAGAGAUUAUUUUGGGCUGCACCUGGCCAACGAUUCCUCCGACUGUCCGAGGUGGCUGGAUCCAAACAAACCCAUCAGGAAGCAAUUAAAAAGGGGCUCUCCUCAUCAUUUGAACUUCCGGGUGAAGUUUUUUGUCAGUGACCCCAACAAGCUUCAGGAAGAGUAUACGCGGUACCUGUAUUUUUUGCAGAUCAAGCAGGACAUACAUAGUGGGAGACUGCCCUGUCCGCACAAUACUGCAGCGCUGCUGGCUUCCUAUGCUGUUCAAUCCGAGCUAGGGGACUACAGUGAGGCAGAAAAUCCUUCCGGCUACCUUUCAGAGUGCUCCUUUAUCCCCAGCCAGCCACAGGGCUUUGAGAAAGAAGUGGCCAAACAUCACCAGCAACACAGUGGACUGAGUCCGGCCGAGUCCGAGUUUAAUUACCUGAACACAGCGCGCUCGCUGGAGCUCUACGGGGUUGAGCUGCACUAUGCAAGGGAUCAAAGCAACACUGAGAUUUUAAUUGGGGUGAUGUCCGCCGGAGUCGUUAUUUACAAGAACAGGGUACGAAUCAACUACUUUCCGUGGCUGAAGAUUGUAAAAAUCUCAUUCAAGUGCAAACAGUUUUUCGUCCAGCUGAGAAGAGAUGUGAACGAGACACGAGAGACGUUACUGGGCUUCAACAUGGUGAACUACAGAGCCUGCAAGAACCUCUGGAAGACGUGCGUGGAGCACCACACCUUCUUCCGGUUGGACCAGCCCGUUCCUCCUCAGAAGAACUUCUUUGCACACUACUUCAGCUUAGGGUCCAAGUUCCGCUACUGUGGAAGGACAGAAGCGCAGUCUGUGCAGUAUGGCAAGGAGAAAGGAAUCAAGGACCGGGUGUUUGCAAGAUCUCCCAGCAAACCCCUGGCCAGGAAGCUGAUGGGAGUGACGGACUGGGAGGCAGUGAGCAGGAACUCGCUGUCUGAAGAGAGACUGGAGACCCAGAGCCUGCCUACCCGUUCCCCUCCUGGAACACCUAACCAUAGGAAUUCGUUGUUUGUGCAAGAGGGGCCCCGGCCGCGGCCGUCUUCCAUGGGUCAUUUGGUGGAGCACGUUAUUCACGCCUCGCCCAGCCUGCCCGCCUUCACCAACCACAAAUCAGCCUCAUCCACGCAGGCCAACAGCAUCAGCCUGGACACUACACCGUCCCCAGAGGGUGUGGAUGUGCCGCCCCCAGCUCUGCCGCCCAAGCAGUCCAGGAAGAACUUGAGUCAGCUCAUUCUUUCCCACUCCCAACAGGAUCUGGACAACCACAUCAACGAGAUGUACGACGUCCCCGUGGCGACGGACAAGGCCACGCUCAAUGGGGUCGUUCCUCAUGAUAAUCUUGUCCUGAUCAAGAUGAGGCCGGAUGAAAACGGAAGAUUUGGAUUCAACGUUACGGGCGGUUCUGAUCAGAAGAUGCCGGUGAUUGUGUCUCGCGUGGCCCCAGGAACGUCUGCUGAUAUGUGUGUGCCGCGCCUGAACGAGGGCGACCAGGUCGUGCUUAUAAACGGACGUGAUAUUUCCGAGCACACUCACGACCAGGUGGUCAUGUUCAUCAAGGCCAGCUGUGAAAGCCACUCAGGGGAGCUCAUCCUGCUGGUCAGGCCCAACGCUAUCUAUGACGUGGUGGAGGAUAAACUGGAGAUGGAGCCAGACUUCCAGUACAUCCCGGAGAAAUCCCCCUCAGACCCCUCCCAGCUGGACCAGGACGCCUGGAGGGACUCCAUGCAGCAGCUGAAAGACGGCCUCAGCGGUGGCGCUGUACUUGCUCAGUUUGAUCAACUCUACCGAAAAAGGCCUGGAAUGACAAUGUCAUGUGCCAAAUUACCUCAGAACAUUUCCAAAAAUCGCUACAGAGACAUCUCACCUUACGAUGCCACACGGGUCAUCUUGAAAGGCACAGAUGACUACAUCAAUGCUAAUUACAUAAAUAUGGAAAUUCCUGCUUCCAGCAUCAUCAAUCGUUAUAUCGCCUGCCAAGGGCCCCUGCCAAACACGUGCACUGACUUCUGGCAGAUGAUCUGGGAGCAGGGCUCCUCCAUGGUGGUCAUGCUCACCACUCAGGUGGAGAGAGGCCGGGUGAAAUGUCAUCAGUACUGGCCCAAUCCCUCAGGUAGUGCCACCUAUGGUGGCUUCCAGGUUUCCUGCCAGACUGAGGAAGGAAACUCUGCAUUCUUGGUUCGAGACAUGACCCUCACUCACACAGAGACCGAGGAGAGCAGGGAGCUGACCCAGAUCCAGUACCUGGCUUGGCCUGACCAUGGGGUGCCCGACGACUCCACAGACUUCCUGGACUUUGUAGCUUUGGUUCGGAGUAAAAGAGCAGGAAAAGACGAGCCGGUAGUCGUCCACUGCAGCGCUGGGAUUGGCCGGACUGGAGUGCUCAUCACCAUGGAGACGGCAAUGUGUCUAAUGGAGUGCAGUCAGCCUGUGUACCCGUUGGACAUUGUGCGGACCAUGAGGGAUCAGCGGGCCAUGAUGAUCCAGACCCCUAGCCAGUUCAAGUUUGUGUGCGAGGCCAUUCUGAAGGUGUACGAGGAGGGCCUGGUGAAACCGCUCAAGUCCACACCGCUCAAGUCCGACUAACGGCCGCCAGCUUUCACCAUCACGGAAACCCACCAACCUUCACUGAAGCAUCAGAGAACCUGCUCGACAUGCGGAGGUUCAACGCCUUGAAAAAGUGUUCGGCCCCCAGCACAAUAGUUCACGCUUUUUUGUGAAUUUGAAAUAUUAUAUUUAUGACCAAGUUUUGAGCACCAUGCAAUAGCAAAAGAAUUUUUUGUUUGUUUGUUUGUUUGUUUGUUUUUAAUAAUUCAUUCAGAUUACCUCAAGUCACAAUUUAUAGGUUCUUUUUUUUUCUUUUUUUUUUUUAAGAAAUUUCUAAAAUAAUUCUUCUGCUGUCACAUGGUACUUUAGUUUUAAGUCAAUUCCAGGAAACACUGUUUGGUACUGCACACUUUUUCAAGGCUUCCCAAGGGACAAACACCAAAAGCAAUGGAAAAAAAAAAACAGCUCUUGAGCCAGGAAUAUACAUUGGACAUAAAAAUAAGCACUAUU